This is a messenger RNA of Cercocebus atys (sooty mangabey), 6476 nucleotides long. It is a transcript of the gene ZNF275, whose product is annotated as zinc finger protein 275. The transcript has 4 exons. Gene Ontology annotation, molecular function: DNA-binding transcription factor activity, RNA polymerase II-specific; RNA polymerase II cis-regulatory region sequence-specific DNA binding. The record is from RefSeq and is a predicted model, not a curated record. NCBI's taxonomy places the organism in Eukaryota, Metazoa, Chordata, Mammalia, Primates, Cercopithecidae. The coding region runs from base 183 to 1469 and encodes 428 amino acids. Gene Ontology annotation, biological process: regulation of transcription by RNA polymerase II.
UCCGGAAACGCGCCGCGGGGCUGUUAGCUCUGCCGGGCACUGGCGGCUCCGUGGCGUUUCCUGCCACGCCAGGCCUGCCUGGGCCGCGCCAGCGCUGCUCCACCAAGGGCCGCGCGUCGGCCGCCGCCGGGCCUGGGUGGGACCUUACCUGCCAGGCUGAUCCGUUGGAGUAGUUCUGAGCCAUGAUGAGUCAUCCGUGUGUGUCUCUUUUGGGCGUUCCUGUUUUGAAUCCUGCCUUGGUCCCUCACCUGGCACAAGGACAAGUGUUGGUAUCAGACCCAUCGCCCAACACUGAUCCAGCUAAGUACUCUGAAAGCACCUCUGCGACCCAACACCAGACGAUGGGGGAAGACGCCCAGCCACAGGAGAUGGCGUCCACAAGCUCCCCAAGGGCCAGUGGCCCCAGUCCUGAAUUCAGACAGCAUGGGGACUCUGACAGGAAGAGAGGGAGCCCACAGAAUCUGCCCAUAGAACAUCAUUUUGCUUGUAAAGAGUGUGGGGACACCUUUCGGCUUAAAGUCCUGCUUGUCCAGCACCAGAGAGUCCACAGUGAGGAGAAGGGCUGGGAAUGUGGCGAUUGCGGGAAGAUCUUCAGGGGGGUGGCGGAGUUUAAUGAGCACAGGAAAAGCCAUGUAGCUGUGGAACCCCGGCCCGGCCCCAGUAGGGCCCUGGAGAAUGCCGCGGAGAAGAGGGAGCAGACGGAGAGGGAGGGAAAGCCCUUCGAGUGCGAGGAGUGUGGAAAACGGUUUAAGAAGAAUGCAGGCCUCAGUCAACAUCUGAGGGUCCACAGCAGAGAGAAGCCCUUUGAUUGCGAGGAGUGCGGGCGGUCCUUCAAAGUCAACACCCACCUCUUCCGACAUCAGAAACUUCACACUUCAGAAAAACCUUUCGCCUGCAAGGCAUGUAGCAGGGAUUUCCUGGAUCGCCAGGAGCUUCUCAAGCACCAGCGCAUGCACACUGGCCACCUGCCCUUCGACUGCGACGACUGCGGCAAGUCCUUCCGAGGGGUCAACGGGCUGGCUGAGCACCAGCGCAUCCACAGCGGGGCCAAGCCAUACGGGUGUCCCCACUGCGGCAAGCUCUUCCGAAGGAGCUCGGAGCUCACCAAGCACCGGCGGAUCCACACGGGUGAGAAGCCCUACGCCUGCGGCCAGUGCGGCAAGGCCUUCCGCCAGAGCUCCAGCCUCCUGGAGCACGCACGCAUCCACAGUGGCGAGCGGCCCUACGCGUGUGGCGAGUGUGGCAAGGCCUUCCGCGGUCCCUCCGACCUCAUCAAGCACCGGCGCAUCCACAGCGGACUGAAACCCUAUGAGUGCGACAAGUGCGGCAAGGCCUUCCGCCGGAGCUCCGGCCUCAGUCGCCACCGGCGGAUCCACAGCGGGGCGCGGCGCUGUGAAUGCAGCCAGUGUGGCCGUGUCUUCAAGAGGCGCUCGGCGCUACAGAAGCAUCAGCCGAUCCACCACGAGUAGAAAUGCCCUGCGGUCCCGCAGGACAGGGACGGAAUCCCCAGAGGGGAUGGCAGAGUCAAAGGAGAUGAACAGUUUUGUAGCGCUUAUAUAUUUUGUCUUCCAAAAGGUUGAGACCGAUUUAUACUGCCACCAGCAAUUUAUAAGUGUUACGUUAUGCCCAUCGAGAGUAGCUUGUACCAUUUAACUUAGUUUGCCUAGUUUAACUGGUAGGAAGUACCAUCGAGGUACACAUGCCUUGAAUCCAAGAAUGAGAGAGGACAAAUCUGGAUGUGGGGUAGGGAGGGGCUUAGAGGUCAUCAAGUCCAAGCUCCCCCCGCCCCAGAAAAAUACACAGAGCUAUUCCAUGGUGGUGUCCUUAUAAUACGAUCCCAACUUUCCUGAAGAGAACGUUGCCCUCAUGAUUUUUGGCCUACUUGAAUUUAUAAAUUUUUAGGGAUGUAAAUAGAACACUCAAAUGUCUUAAAAUAUUUAAUUUAUUAAUUUAGUUAUACAUACAUACUGUAAAUCACAUAUUAUAUAAAAUAAUAUAUUAAUUUAGAAAAUGCCCCAUUUUUGCCAUCCUCCCUUUCACGAAAUCAUUUUACUCUGACUCCUCACGGUCUUCACCGACAUGGGAGCCCUGUUUGAGUCAUCAGACAGUUUCAAGAUACACCCAGUCACUUCCAUCCGAACUCUGCACGGUAGCUCAGUGACAAUCCCUUCAUGAGGCUCUCAUUAGAAAUUUUCUCCCAAGCCACAAGACCAUAUUUGCAGAACAUAAGGACUAUUUCUCUUGUCAUUUUUUAAUCUGUCCUGUGACUCUACAAUAUAACCACUUAAGGUGGUACUUUUUCAAACAACCUUUAAACGUCUUUUCUUUUAAAGCACCCAAAAUGUCGUUGUGAGGCCAAACGCCUAGUAACAGUUACUGAAUCUGGGUUAAAUGUAUCUUUUUUUCUUAAACCAUUUCAAUUUGGUGUCCCCUAUACAUGUCCAAAACUAGCAUCGAUUGGGGUUGUUUUGAACUAAUGGGUCUUGUCCUCAAGCAGCACUAUUUUGUUCAAAACAAAAUAGUUGAGAGCAUGCCCCUAAGAAGAGAUACAUCUCAAGGACUCUAGUGCAGGGUGACGCCUCCUUUUGGAAACAAGAGCCUCUCCUGGUAUCAGGCCUAGAUGGUACUUCUCCAACCUUCCGUUUCUAGCUCUGUAAAACGGGGGUGAUCACAGCACCUACCUCCGAAGGUUAUCACGAGGACUGCCAUCGUGCCUGCAGAGUGCCAGGACCACCAGCCUGGCACGGAGGUACACACUCAGUGAAGGCCAUCUGCUGUCAUUGUCAUUGUCAUAGUUAUUGCCAUUAUUCUGUGGCUUGUCAGUACCAGAACUGGGGAUAGACCCCAGGCCUCCUGACCACCAGUCUCAUCUUCUUUCUCUUAUGCAAUGACUUAAAUGCUGUUUCUGUUGCAUGCAAAUUGUUUGUUCAUCUCCUUUGACUAGUUAUCAAGUUACCUUCCGAUAUAUUGACUUUACGUGGCAGUUCUUUCUAUAUUGAUGAUGAUGUUCUCUUUUCCAGUUUUAUUGCUUUGCUCUUUGUGGCAAUUUUAUUACGUUUUUGUUGUGAAAGCUUUUAAUUUUUACAUAUCCAAGCAUUCAUUUUUUGUCCACUCUGUCAUAACUUUCAUUGCUUCUGUAGCUAGAUAUGAUGACAUUUUCUCCAGAAUUUUAAUUACAAACAAAAAGCUGCAACCCCUGCCCAUCGGAAGGUGAGUACACCAGGUGGGCAGGCUGGAUGGAAAUGGGCCAGAGAAGCAGGCUCUUUCCUCAUCCGAGAUGCAGACUCCGUGUCUAUCUGUGGGCACCACUUGACUAUCCAACCUGGCCACUGCAGCACACUGGAGAUGCUUCCAUCAUAGGUUAACCAGAACUCUGUGACUGUUCAUCAGUAUAGACCCCGCCAGCAGCAGCAGGGCCUGGCCUCACCUAGAUCAAUGGGGUGGUCCAAACUUGAUCUGGGAGCAAGCAGCCCAGCCAUCCUUUGAGCUCCUGGGAGCUUUGGCAGUGCUCGGAGUGGAUUCAGUGACUGAACAGCAGAUUCACCCACGAGACAUCUCCUUGGACACAAGAAGACUCGCCUGGACCACAUCCUCCUUUCAGCCAGUGACUCUAGAACUAGAAAGAGAUUGGUUCAUAGGCUUCUGCUUUGGGCAGCUAGGGGAAAAUUCACCCAUGUGUUCUGGCAUCACUUCCUGCAGCCACACCUAAGCGAGGGCAACAGAGCAGAGGCUUGGAUAGGAACCCUGCCCCUCCGAUGGCUUGCGUGUUAUGUGGAUGGAAGCUGGCAGCACUGCCCUGGGCUAUGACUUGCAACAGUCAUGACCAGGAGGAGCACUAAAGCAAAGGUUUGGAGGGCAGUGGAACCCUUCUGACAGUCUGUGUGGCAUACAAGUAGAAGCUGGUCCUCCUGGGUCCGAGCUGCCAUUUCUAGCGGGCUCCCCCAAGAGGAACAGCAGCAAGGUCUGGCGAGGAACCUGCCCCUCCAGUGGUCCACAGAAGCCACAGAUAGAAGCCAGCCCCACCAGGGCUGUGGUGUGACUUCCCAGCAGCUGUGGCUGGGGACAGGGACACUAGGAGGGCCUGGCAAGAAAGUGUGCCCUUGUGGGCCCACCAAGGCUGAGGCAGAGCUUCCUAGCAGACACAACUUGGAAGGGCUUCUCAGGCUCCCAUCCUGGGAAGCAAGGUCCUACAAUGACCCCUGUGACCUUGGCCAGAAGGUCCUCUCAAAUGGACCCAGGCCACCACAGUGGCAUUAUGCGACAUCUCCACCCUGACCCCUAGGCUGGAGAGGAGCCAAAAACACUUGUUACAUAGUGAUUCCUUUUGCCCUGUGGGCCUCAGUUCUUGGAGUAGUUGUGAAUCUGUGUCUGAAAUCACUACUUUCUUCUCGGAUCCGUUUUCUCUUUUCGAGUUGUUAGGAUGUGUUUUGUACAGCUGUCAUUUGAUAAAGAAGGUUGACCUUGACCAGGGCAAGUCUGGCACCUUUACCUAGAAGUACUCUGCCAUGUCUUGCCCGUUCGUUCAUCGUUUGUUGCGUUUCAUGAGGGAUCCCACUGAAGUAGAUCCCUUUUAUGAAGGGAUCCCAUUGAAUGCAGCAUUAACUCAGAACGUAGCAUAAAGUUAUCACUGCUCCCAACUGGGACGUGGCGUCUUGGCAUCCCUUCCUGUCCUCCUUGACUCUUUCCCAUCUUCGGUUCAAUAAUUUUCUCUCAAACAAAUGCUCUUUUAGAGUUAACACUAAAGAUCUGGUCUUUGCUGUCAAGGUUGAUGGAACAGCUGUUCGUAGUGUUUGCGGUAAAACCCGUGUUCUCUUUCAACGCAGUCUGUGGCUUUAACGUGUGUCAUUUAAUUUCGCCGAGUUCAUUUCUCGCCUCUGGUAACUUGGGGUGGAUUUCCUUGGGCUCUCUAGGUGUACUACUAUGUCAGAUGCAAAAUAUCACCCAGCUUCCUGUCACAUAUCCUUGUCUGUGCAUUCAUGCAUCUACCUCGUUCCAGUUUUCUUUCUACUCUCAUGUAUUCCUAUUGCGAGGGAAUGUGUUCUUUUCCUGAUCCUUUUGUAGUUCAUACACGUGACAAUUGGGUUUUCAUGCACAUGUGUGAGAUGUGCCUCCUUCAAACCUUGUUACUAAGUUGGCACAUUACCCGCCUGACAUGGAAAAAGAAAAAAAAAAAAAAGAAAUAUGUUCUUUUCCUACCAUUUGAAAAAAGAAAUCCUCCAUUACUUUUAUUAGAGUUUUGAAUACUUGUGAAAAUUUUCAAAAGAAACUAAUUGUUUACCAUUUCUGCUGCUUAUUACAAUGAGCUGUGUCCAUUAGCUGUGUCACCCCACUCUUGCAUUUCCAGAAUAGUCCCCACCCGAUUGCAGCAGGCAUCUUUCUCUAGUGGUGUUGCAUUCCAUGUGCUUGAUUUUGUGCUAGAACUGGCACAGCGCCUGCCCUACCUGCAGCCCUGGGUUGUGGCCCUGUUGCAUACCAUGUGAUUUGCCACCCCCCUUCUAGGCCACAUUAAUUCAGCCAGAACUGAACACCUGACCCAAGGGCAGCAGACAAUCUUCAGAGCACAGAGCUGGCAGAACACGACGGACCAUGGACACCACCAGGCCUUCCAGAUCGGCAAUGCAAACAAGGAAACAGAACCUUCUAGGCAUCAGAAGGUGUGGGGGGCAGCACAGUACUCAGAGGAGUGAGGAGUGUGGCACCUGCUGGGAGGAAGGCCUGGCCAUGGUAUGUUCUUGGAUUUCUGGCAGCAGCCCUCAUUGGUCCACGUGUGUCCCCACUACAGACUCCUUGACUUGAGUCAGCUUGAGUGGGUCUCUACUGUUUUCUAUUGCAUUUUGCCACUUGACUGCUUUCCGGCCAAGUCGCACCUGACUGCGUGAACACCUGUUUAAAUGUGUGUUCUCUGUUCUUUAAGAUGGGUGAAAGUUGAUGCCUUCUAGUCUCAGUGAAUUUAACCUGUGAUUUUAUGUCUAGGUAUUGUUCCUUUACUGAACCCACCACGUGCAGGCCAUAAAAUGAGUGAAGUCACAGCUCACCCUGUUCUCUUAUUUUUGAAGUGUUUCACGAUUUCCAGCAUGUCCAUCAGAUGGGGGGAUUGCUAACUUCUCUUACUAAUGUGCUUGCAUUCUGUGGUUCUCAUUGCAUCACUUUGGGUGUUUACUUUGCAAAGCAGAAACUGUCUCUUUAAACUUGGCCCUCAGUGUCAUUUGCGUAUCUCUGUAUUUUUCUGUUGGGUUGGCACUCUUUUCUCAUUCCCCCCAUCUCAUUACCUUGUCUGUUUUCUGGCACUCACUAUAAUCAGCCUUGCACUAGAGCUGUUUGUGGACUUGGCUUCACCCCCUCCUCUUCAGCCCUCCCCCACCCGUUUAAUUGUGAGCUCUUAGAAGACAGGGGUGGCCUUUCGUGUCUGAUCCCCUACCAAAUCUAGCACAGUGCCUUGCAUCAAGUAGAUUUCAAUAAAUAUAUGUUAAAUGGCA